UUCCAUUUGAUCCAGAGGACUGGUCCAAUAAGUUCGGCUCCACCCGGCCAUGGCUGGUAGUGGCAGCGUUCUGCAACGCACAAGCCCGCGCUAUUUAAACCAACCCGGCAGAUCUCUACUUCGCGCACCGCUCCGUCCAAUCCGUGCGCUGAUACCUCCUGUGAGAGCCAUGGAAGCUCACGCGAUCCAUGCGCUCAACACGUCUUCCUCCUCCAACGCCGGCUUAUGUGUCAUCAAUGGCGCGCAAGAGCUUUCCAAGAACGGCAAGCCCAAACACAUGAAGCGCGAGAGAACCGCGUCCCCGCCUUCUCCCGGUAGCCCACCGCCUGAUGCCAUCGACGGCGGCGGCGAGGAGGGCAGCAACAGCAGCAAGAAGGGGAGCGCCGGGAGGCACCCGUCGUACCGCGGCGUGCGGCGCCGGAGCUGGGGCAAGUGGGUGUCGGAGAUCCGGGAGCCGCGCAAGAAGUCGCGCAUCUGGCUCGGCACGUUCCCGACCGCGGAGAUGGCCGCGCGCGCCCACGACGUUGCCGCGCUCGCCAUCAAGGGACGCGCGGCGCACCUCAACUUCCCGCACCUCGCGCACGAGCUCCCCCGCCCGGCGUCCACCUCCCCCGCUGACAUCCAGGCAGCGGUCGCCAAGGCAGUCGCUGCCGAUGUAGAGCAAUGCGAGACCUCCCCUGCUGCCGAGAUUUCAUCGUCAUCGGCUGCCAGUUCGGAGGAGGCCGCGGCCGGCCAUAGCGAGGAGAACGCGCUGUUCGACUUGCCCGACCUUCUGCUCGACCUUCGGGACGGCCUCUGGUCGUCACCCCUCUGGACGGCGGCUUCAGCGGCGGCCGAAGAGUACGACAGCGCCGGCGACACGGUCGGCUUGCACGAGCCGUUCCUGUGGGCCGAUGAUCAGUGCUGAUUGGACGCUGCCGCGCAGGUGUCCCCGGACUAGCCGUUCCGUUCGGACGCGCCGGCCGUGACCGGACAGUGGUUGGCUGCAACAAACGCAGACGACCAACACCACGUGGCAUGCUUCAUGAUUAAUUUGGCGAAAGAUUAAGUUGGGAGUGAAGAUAUUACUACGACAUAUAUACACUUGAGUGCCUUCUUCUUAUGAUAAUCGUAUUGUGUAUUGUAAUGUCGAAAAUGUGUGAUGCAAUAAUGAUCUGCUUGCGACCUCUACAUCUCAAAUGCCACCCAUUUU
Molecule: messenger RNA, 1192 nt
Organism: Phragmites australis (common reed)
Lineage: Eukaryota; Viridiplantae; Streptophyta; Magnoliopsida; Poales; Poaceae
Product: ethylene-responsive transcription factor ERF039-like
Exons: 1
Coding region: 50-907 (285 amino acids)
Biological process (GO): regulation of DNA-templated transcription
Molecular function (GO): DNA binding; DNA-binding transcription factor activity
Source: RefSeq, a predicted model, not a curated record